AUGGCUGGUAAAAGCUGCCUUCUGGACUUCGAGAAAAUACUCUUCUGGCAACAACUGAUCCUUAAAUCAAUUGGCCUAGACUAUUACAGCUCGGAUUUUCAGUACACUCCGUUGACAAUUUUCGUACUAAUUUUGGUCGUCGUUUUCAUGGGAGUAUCUUUAAUAGAUCUGUACCUUUUCCGGAGUGACAUAUUCAAUUUCACCUUCGUGCUAGUGACAUUCUUCUACGGAGUAGUUGGCACCACUCGAAUUAUUGUCGGUUUAAGCAAAACUAAAUUCUGUGCUAAAAUGAUCCAAGAGGCAAAGCUAACAUACCAAUAUGCAUCGGACAGUGACCAGGAGCAGCAGGUUCUGUGGCGGACAACCAAACUACUAAAACAAAGCACUAUCAGCUAUUCUAUCAUCUUCAUUGGUGGCUGCCUGCUGGCAGCCUUUAUUCCUCUAGCCAUUUAUCUGUGGAACGGUGAAAAGAUUUUCCCUUUCGGAACCAUGGUACCGUUGGUUGACCCCACGACGCCAGAUGGUUACCAGCUAACGUACAUGUACCAGAUCAGCUGUAUGUUGUGGGCUCCAGUUGGGCUAACUGCUUCCCAGAACAUGUACCUGGCACUUCUGUUCAAUAUCUGCAUUCAGUACGAUCUGUUGAUGGUGAACUUGGGAGAUGCGGAUCGUUUGAUUGAGGCUAAUCGCGACGGAGCACUGGAGCAGGAAAUACGUGGCAAACUGAAGCAGAUAGUUAACAGCCAGCAACGGCUGUCGAAUUUUAUAGCCCAAAUAGAGAAUUUGUUCUCGGUGCAGAUAUUUGUGGAAGUUAGCAGCAAUGCACUGCAAAUUGUUGUUACACUGUUCGUUAUGAAUGUGGAAAUCUGGAUGCCCGGCUAUCUGUUGCUGCUUGUGUCGACUUUUCAGCUAUUUUUGGUUUGUAUUCUGGGCACGAUGAUCGAUAUCAAGAGUGAUCAGUUCUCGGAACGGGUGUACAACAUUCCCUGGCAUAAAAUGCGCAAUUCGGAGCAGAAGAUGAUUCGAUUCAUGCUGGAAAGUUCGCAACGCUCCCAACGACUCACUUACGGAGGGAUGAUCCCGAUAAAUAUGAACCUGUUUUUGUCGGUAGCUGGAAAUCGUAUGUAG
Molecule: messenger RNA, 1128 nt
Organism: Topomyia yanbarensis
Lineage: Eukaryota; Metazoa; Arthropoda; Insecta; Diptera; Culicidae
Product: putative odorant receptor 83c
Exons: 2
Coding region: 1-1128 (375 amino acids)
Biological process (GO): detection of chemical stimulus involved in sensory perception of smell; sensory perception of smell
Cellular component (GO): plasma membrane
Molecular function (GO): olfactory receptor activity; odorant binding
Source: RefSeq, a predicted model, not a curated record